CCAUCUCUGUCGCCCUACAGAGCAUAGUUCGCGCUCCCUGGCCCAAUCACGUUGUUUGCUAUGGAGCUGAGUGAUCCGAAAAGAGAUCCGACGGCAUUGAAACGCGGGGUCCUGCGUCCGAUAUCGCGUAGUGAAUCUGGAAAGUCAAAAGCACAAGAGAUAGAUCAGGAUAGAUUGCCUGGUAUGGAAUACUGAAAUGGUGUACACCUGACGAGCAUAUGUGCUUAGGAGUGAUUGAUGGCGCCACUUCUAUGCAUAUGCAGGGACUUCGAUUGCGCAAGUGAAAACCAACAGAUAGUUUAU
Molecule: messenger RNA, 303 nt
Organism: Periconia digitata
Lineage: Eukaryota; Fungi; Ascomycota; Dothideomycetes; Pleosporales; Periconiaceae
Source: the annotation of a GenBank genome assembly